GUAGGCAGAAGAGAAAGAAAUUUAGGUGUCCAUGUGAAAGGAGAGUGUCAUUCUUUGAAAGUUUUGUGGACGACACACAGAGAUCUUAAUCAGAUAUUAUGAGUCUGACAUCAGCAGCUGGUCUGCUGGCUUUGCUUGAUGAAAAUGAAUAUGAUUUAAAGGUCUUUGCUCUUAAAAAUCUUCACCACAUUGUUGAUAUAUUCUGGGCAGAAAUCUCUGAGUCUGUAGAGAAAAUUGAAGUAUUAUAUGAAGAUGAAACAUUCAAGCAAAGACAGCUUUCAGCCCUGCUUGCAUCAAAGGUGUACUACCACCUUGGUGCCUAUGAUGAUUCCUUAGCAUAUGCGCUGGGAGCAGGAGACUUGUUUGAUGUGAAUGGUCACUCAGAAUAUGUGGAAACUAUCAUCGCCAAAUGCAUUGACUCGUACACAGAGAAAAGGGUUUAUAAAGCAGAGAACCCAGAUGAAGAUGUUAUCAUAGAUACAAGACUUGAAGCCAUUGUGGACAGGAUGUUCAAAAGAUGUUUUGAUGAUGGAAAAUACAAACAGGCUGUUGGAAUUGCCCUGGAAACAAGAAGACUGGACAUAUUUGAACAAGCAAUUUUAAAAUCAGAUGAUGUGCCUGGGAUGUUGUCCUACAGCCUAACAGUCUGUAUGUCUUUAAUACAAAGCAGACAGUUUAGGAAUAAGGUUCUUAGAGUCUUGGUACAGCUGUACAUGAAUCUAGGAACUCCAGACUUUAUUAGUGUUUGCCAGUGUUUCAUAUUUCUUGAUGAUGCUCAAGGAGUGGCUGAUAUUCUGGAAAAACUUAUAAAAGACAAUGAGAAAGAUCAAACCUUGAUGGCCUACCAAAUUGCCUUUGAUCUGUAUGAAGGAGCCACCCAGCAGUUCCUGUCAUCUGUAACAUCUGCACUACAAGCCACUGUACCUUUUGUGUCCAGUACUGCAGCAACAAACUCUGAUGGAUCCACUGAGGGUAAAGCUGAUAAGAAUGGCAGUACAGAGAAAUCAGGUGAUUCAGCUAUGGACACCGAUGAAGGAGAGAGGGAAGUUCCUGCUAAGAAGCCAAAAACAGACUCCGUCUUGAGUGAAAGUGAUAAAAAACUUGUUGACAAAGUGGACAAGCUGGUGGCAAUCUUGGGUGGUGAGACAUCCAUAGCUCUUCAUGUGGAGUUUCUUAUCAGAAACAAUCAUGCCGAUCUACUUAUUCUAAAAAACACAAAGGAUGCCUCUAGAAAUUCAGUUUGGCACACAGCCACUGUAAUAGCAAAUUCCUAUAUGCAUUGUGGAACAACAAGUGACACUUUUCUUAGAAAUAACCUAGAAUGGCUCGGAAGGGCAACUAACUGGGCAAAAUUCACAGCAACAGCAAGCUUAGGGGUUAUUCACAAGGUGGGCUUGAUUCAUGCUAACCAUGGUGGCAAGAUUAUAGAGUACCUCAUACAGCAACUGAAGACUGCAACAACAGAUAUGGUGAGGCAUGGAGGGUGCCUUGGUCUUGGACUGGCAGCCAUGGGCUCUGCCAGACCAGAUGUCUACGAGCAGUUGAAAACACAGCUUUGGGAGGACGAUGCUGUUACAGGGGAAGCUUGUGGCCUAGCCAUGGGUCUUGUGAUGCUUGGAUCAAAAUCUGCUAAAGCUAUAGAGGAGAUGGUUGGGUAUGCUCAAGACACUCAACACGAGAAAAUCCUCCGUGGGCUCUCGUUAGGAAUUGCAUUGGUGAUGUAUGCAAGGAUGGAAGAAGCUGAUACGCUCAUUGAAAGCUUAAUGCAGGACAAGGACCCUAACUUAAGGCAGAGUGGCAUGUAUACAGUAGCAAUGGCCUACUGUGGCACUGGAAACAACAAAGCCAUCAAAAGACUUCUUCAUGUCGCUGUCAGCGAUGUCAGUGAUGACGUAAGAAGAGCAGCCGUGACUUCACUAGGUUUUCUCCUCUUUCGAACCCCAGAGCAGUGCCCAAGUGUGGUGUCCCUGUUGUCAGAGAGUUACAACCCUCACGUGAGAUAUGGAGCUGCUAUGGCCUUGGGUAUUGCCUGUGCAGGCACUGGAUUAAAGGAGGCAAUUGCUCUACUGGAGCCCAUGACAAAUGAUCCUGUGAACUAUGUGCGUCAGGGGGCUUUAAUCGCCAGUUCGCUGGUUCUCAUUCAGCAGACGGAACUUGCCUGUCCUAAGGUGAUGAAAUUCCGUGAAAUCUUUGCAAAGGUGAUCAGCGACAAACAUGAAGACGUCAUCGCUAAAUUUGGUGCUACCCUAGCUCAGGGAAUCCUUGAUGCAGGUGGACGGAACGUGACCAUCUCGCUUGAGUCUCGCGCGGGUCACACGCACAUGGCAACAGUUGUAGGACUGUUUGUAUUUACACACGUGUGGUACUGGUUCCCACUCUCUCACUUUUUAUCCUUGGCUUUUUCACCCUCGUGCAUCAUUGGACUAAAUUCGGAUUUGAAGAUGCCCAAAAUGCAGUUCAGAUCCAACGUGAAGCCAUCAAUGUACGCUUACCCUGAACCACUGAAGCCUCCUAAGAAAGAAGAGAAAGAAAAGGUCACUACAGCUGUGCUGUCCAUCACAGCCAAGGCUAAAGCCCGAGCAAAGAAAUCCGAGGCAUCCGAAGACAAGAUGGACGUGGAUCAGGAAGCAGACAAAGGUAAAGGUUCAUCAGCUAAAAAGGAGAAAGAAGGUGAGAAAGACAAGUCCGAAGAAGAAUCAACAGUUGAAAAGAGCGAAAAGGAGAGUAGCGAGAAAAUGGAGGAAGACGAACCUGACUUUGAAUUGUUAGAGAACCCAGCAAGAGUUCUACCCGCACAGCUCAAGGUUAUCUCCCUACCAGGGGGCAGCCGAUACAUGCCUCUAAAACCGGUUAACAUCGGAGGAAUUGUGAUGAUGACUGAUUCCAAAUCUGAUGAACCCGAAGACUUGAUCGAACCUCUUCCCGCUUCUUCACCGAUGGGUAUUGGCGCUGAAGAAGAGGAAGACGAGCCAGAACCGCCAGAGCCUUUUGAAUACAUCGACGAAGAUUAAGCAAAGUUUCAACUUCAGACAUAGUGCCGCUUAUUUCGUAUCUUAAAUUAAUUUUGAUAAAUGUUGCAAAAGAAGAAGUGUAAAAGGUCGCACUCUAGGCCUUAACCUGAAGAUUGAAUGUUGGAGAAACCAUGUACAGUUCAAUAAACAGUAACACCUGAA
Messenger RNA from Stylophora pistillata, 3173 nucleotides. RefSeq names its product 26S proteasome non-ATPase regulatory subunit 1. Gene Ontology annotation, cellular component: proteasome storage granule; nucleus; proteasome complex. Lineage: Eukaryota; Metazoa; Cnidaria; Anthozoa; Scleractinia; Pocilloporidae. The record is from RefSeq and is a predicted model, not a curated record. Gene Ontology annotation, biological process: regulation of protein catabolic process; proteasome-mediated ubiquitin-dependent protein catabolic process. Gene Ontology annotation, molecular function: enzyme regulator activity.